Molecule: messenger RNA, 3720 nt
Organism: Phasianus colchicus (ring-necked pheasant)
Lineage: Eukaryota; Metazoa; Chordata; Aves; Galliformes; Phasianidae
Source: RefSeq, a predicted model, not a curated record
GUGGGCAUUGGAGGCGCGGGCGCUUUGAAGCGGAAUGGCGGCCUUCAGCACCCCGCUGGGGCCGGGCCGGCGGGGAGCGGCGGGGAGCAGCGCUAGCCAUGCUCUGCACUUCUCGUCCAGCAGCGAUGAUGAAUUUGAAAUGUUUUUAGUGAAAAUGAAAACUCCCAAAUCAGUCUCCAAAAAGGAGGAUUCAAGUUUGAAGGACUUCAUCAACGACUCGAUGGACGAUUUCUUCUUGGAUUUUAAAAUGAAAAAGAGCACAACAAAGAAGGGCAAGACAGCACCAAGAGAUCUUCAGACCCCAAAGAAGCUGAUGACUUCAGAGAAGGAAAAUGCUUGCUCCAAAGAGCUGCAGUAUCCAGAGGUUCUGAGUGACACGCAUGAUUCUGUGUUUGUGGACAGCCCCUGGCAGGAAUACCGACGUGGAGGAGUGAAGGACCUGAAAGAGAGUUGGAAGUGCCUAAAAGUGCCACCUCCACAAAAUGGGAAAGAUUCGGCAGGGAGUCUGGGCUUCCCUGCUGGAAGGGCAGAAAGAAGCUGUGAGGGGAGUACAGGAAAUAAAACAUCAGCCACGCCACUCCGACAGAGUGCAGAGUUAAAAUCAGACAGCUCAGAUAGUGAGUUUGAAUCAUUAAUAGAGCGGAUAAGGAAACGGAAUACACCCCGGAAACCCAUCUUAAGCACAAGUAAAACUGUCUACCAGCCAAGCACAAGAGAAAACAUCGAGCCGCUCUGUGAAGGUGCCCAGUCCUUGGAUGGAAAGGGAGUCAAGAUACCAACAUCAAAAUCUGUUUCGCUUCAAGAAACACCUUCCAAGAUAACAGCUUCUGCAAGAAUUCCUAAGAGUGAAUCUGUCAGUUGCUCACAGUCAGAGAAAAAGCUUAACGUGUGCUCAGUGCCUGGCUGCUUCUUACAAGAUCUCUCAAGUCCAGAUUCCCAGUAUGUGAAGUAUUUCAAGAAGAGUAAAGAGGAGCUGACACAGAAGCUUUACUGUCUCUAUAACAGCACCAUCUUUGAACAGAAGUUACCAGAGAAAAUGGUAAUAAACUGGAACAAAAAAAUGAGAAAAACAGCAGGAUACUGUGUAACUGGGCAGACAAAAGGCCCUGAAGCACAGCGUUAUGCUCGGAUAGAACUGUCAGAGAAAGUCUGUGAUUCUGCAGAUCGCCUUCGAGACACACUAAUUCAUGAGAUCUGCCAUGCAGCCACCUGGCUGAUCAAUGGUGUCCGUGAUGGGCACGGCCGAUUCUGGAGGUUCUAUGCCAAUAAAUCAGCUGUGGUUCACCCAGAACUGCCUGUGGUAACACGCUGUCACAGUUAUGAGAUUAAGUACAAAUUCACGUAUGCGUGUGUUGUGUGCAAAGCCACGAUUGGCCGCCACUCCAAGUCCUUGGACACGGAGCGCUUUGUGUGCGCGUUCUGCGGGGGGCGGCUGGUGCUGAGUCAGCCCACUCCAAAGGAUGGCACCCCUGCCAGGACCAACCUCACACCCUUUGCAAAGUAUGUCAAAGAAAACUACGGUCUAACUAAAAGAGAGCAGCAGGGUUUGAGUCAUGCUGAAGUGAUGAGGAAACUCAGUGCCGAUUUUGCUUUGAAAACGAGGCUUGAAGAUUCCUUGUAAUGGUGUGAUACGUUUACUGCUUUGAUGCCACUCAGUUUUUCUGUGUGGCAGUAAAUAGAUGAGCCGAUUGUGGAACCUGUGUGUGUUGUAGAGGAUUCCAGACCAUUUGACUACUUUGGAUUUCAAAGCUUCCUAUAAAGAGCCUGAGACCUUUUCUAAACUGGACAAAAGUGAGCAAAGAGUGAUGAUGAUGAUGAUGGCAAGUCCGUGGCAGUGAUGCACAGAUCAUUCAGUCAGGCUCUCUCUCUUGUAAGACGGACCCUUUCUUGGACACAGCUGUUAAUGUUUGUAGUUUUCUGAUCAGUAUUUACACUCAGUGCUUCAUAGCACGUGUUCCUUGACUCCUGUGAGCAAUGGGUUUAUUUUUUCACCUGUGCAGCUGACCUGCUCAGUUGUACAGGUGCUGUACAAUCUUGUGUGUACUGAUCUGCCUGGCUCUGCCAGAAGAAAACCCAGGUACCUGAGCAGCCGUCUGAUUCUGUCUGAGUGACUUGUGGACAAGGUAGGAGGCAGACCUGAAGAAAACUUCAACAUGAGUUCAGUUGUCCUCCCAAGGAGAGUUUAUCUGAGUGACCUUGGCUGUUCUUGUUAAAAGCAAUAGGUAAGCAGUGCCUUGACUCCAGUAGCAGCAGGUUUUGAAAAGUUAGUUCCAAGCGCGAUCAAAAUCCUUUGAUUAAAUUUAGACUUCAGUUUUGUCUUGGUCACAUUCAGUAUUUUUCUUACCAUAGAAUGUGAAGAUCCAGUCUGAUGAUGCAACUUUUUCAUGCGGAGCGUGAUUAAAUUAGUUAUGGUGUUUGUGUGUGCUGUGAACAAAUCACUCAGGUGGCUGUUACUUUGGAAUAAUCAAUAAAUGGCUUUUAAUACUACGUGUCCAAGUGAAGUAGGCUCUUCUGUUGCUAUUUAACCCAGGCUAUGUAGCUUUGGUAUGUGAAAAAUUGUUUUUUUCUAGGUCACCCUGCUUGCUGCAGCUGAGCUGGGCUCUGACUGCCUCAUGAGCUACUCUAUGAACACCCUCAUCUUGUGUGCACAGAGGGCUGCAGUAGGACAGAAAGCAACUUCAUUCAUGCUUGUUUCUAGCAGUGCCUCACUCUUACAGUGUGUGUAUGGGAUUCAGGGCCUGAAAUGGAUCUGCAAGGUUGCACUUCCUUCCUUGAACGCCAGGACAGUCCUUCCCAAAAGCCCCAUAUGCACCUGAGCCACUGCCCUUAGCCAUGCAGCAGAGUGCUAGUUAGGGCUGUGGCCAGCUGUUGCAGCUGGCCAUGCAAUGGGACACAUUCUCUUACCCAGAACUUUAAGGUAUUUUGGUCAGAAAUUUUGCAUUGAGAUAGAAAUGUAAUGUACAAGUUGGGGGAUGCUCUGAAAUCUAGCACCAAGGACAUCUAAAAAACUACAGCAUAUGACAGCCUUGUACAUCUAUCAGUUAUCUUCCCAGCAUCUUAAUCAUCUUCUCUCUUGGAAAGAAUCACAAUCUGUACCCUUGAGCCAGCAAAAAGAAUCCAUUUUGUAAGAAGGUUCAGUGCUGAGUAUGCAACAGCACUACAUGAAAUAGAAGAAAACAGAUGGUGGCCAAGAAGUGCGGGUACUGACACUCAAUUUGGUGUAGCAGCCAUUUCAUUUCUACUCCAAACAGCUUUUGCUUUGGAAUUUUUUAUUUGGGUUGAGGUACACUGAGCAUAGACCCUAUGUCAAAGCUCUUCCAGGUCUGUUCCCAGGCUUCCCUGUUACCUAACCAAUAAUCCAGAACCAUUGCUAGCUGUACAAUCGUGGUCAACUGAAGAUACUAAAAGAGGGCAUAAGUUGGCAGCAUCAGAUAGAUACAACAGCAGGGACAUUAAGUCCUUCCUCCUCUAAUCCUCCUAUUCUAGGCUUCUGGAAUACAAGUAAAGCAGAAGGACUUCUGUCAAAUUAUAAGUGGAAACAACAAGUUCCCUAAGUCUAUCCCUACAGAACUGAAGUCUUCUCUACCGAGAGAUGCUGCCUAACCCGAGCACAGAGCUAGACUUGUGCUGCACGAUGCAGCACCCAGAGAGGUAUUGCUGUUCUCCAUCAAGCUGGAGUACACAGAACCUUUAUCCCACCGAAGUGCUCUUUGCUGCAGG